Messenger RNA from Camellia sinensis, 1653 nucleotides. The record is from RefSeq and is a predicted model, not a curated record. Lineage: Eukaryota; Viridiplantae; Streptophyta; Magnoliopsida; Ericales; Theaceae.
AUGGGGUUGAGGGUAUUCAAAAAAGUUGAUACAGUGCAUGAAGCCAGGGGCAAAGCAAAGUUAGUGAUCAAAAAUCUCGUAGCUUCCUGUUUGUUAUUAGCUAGUGAUAAACAAGAUUGCAUCAAAAUGCAUGAUGUUGUACGUGAUGUUGCCAUAGAUAUUGGAUCCAAAGAGUAUUUUGUACGAGCUGGUUGCAAUUUGAAAGAUUGGCCAAAUAUGGAUGGUUUGGAUCAAUACACUGGCAUAUCGUUGAUGAGAAAUCAAAUCAGUAACCUUCCUGAGGUCUUGGAAUGUACAAAGCUCCAAAUAUUACUAUUACAAGACAAUAAAAAUGUAUGGUCAUGUUCACAUGAAUUCUUUUCAAGGAUGAAUGCACUUAGUGUUUUAGAUUUGAGCCAAUUAUACUACCUUGUUGACAAUCCAAUUCGUAGUCCUGAUGCUUUCAAUAACCAAACGUGUCUUCGAACAUUAGUUCUUGAUGGAAUUAAGUUUGGGGGCACUAAAUUUCUUGGACAGUUAAAGACGCUUGAAGUCCUUAGCUUCAGGCGUGCCUUCUUUUCUGAGGCACCAAAUGCUAUAAGGGAGUUAACUAAUCUAAGGUUGUUGGACAUGACUGAAAGCGAACAUGAAUUUCCGAUUCCGGCCACAAUGGUAUUCCAUUUGGAGGAGUUGUACUUGUUUGGCAGCAGAUAUUCGAGGAGGAGGAUUGGAGACCCUGCAGUAGAAGUAGCUGUUGUACUAAGUUCUUGGCCUCGCCUAAAAGUGCUAACCAUUUCCAUACCUGACAUUGCGCAUAUACCAAAGAACUUUGUUUUUCCUGAGCUGGAAAGUUUUAUUAUUUUUAUUGGAAAAUCGAGUUCGGAGUAUAGGGUUGAAAAUUAUUCCCCAAAUCAUUUGAAACUUGGAAAUUUGGUUGGACGCUUUGUUGAUUGGAGUAAAUGGCUAAAGAUGGUGUUGAAGAGAGCUACAUGUCUGAGGAUUGAAGAUUGUUCUGAAUUGGAAUACUUGAUCAACAGAGACGAAUGGGGGAUUUCAUCACAGGCACAACCACGUGAUCUGCAAUUGCUUUCCAACCUGGAAGAAUUGGAACUCGACAAGUUGGAUAGUUUCAAAGGGAUAUGUGCAGCAAAUGCACUUACUACUUCCAGCUGGGUGUGCUUCCCAAAGCUCAGAAGUUUGACAGUUCGCGAAUGUCCUGAACUAUCAACUGUUCUUCUUCCAUUCAAUUUGCUUCAAAGGCUACAACAUUUGGAGUGUCUUUCGGUAGUAGAAUGCGAGAAAUUGGAACAAGUAUUUGAUUUUGGUUAUGAAGGAGAAGGCAUGAAGCUGCUUUCUAGUUUGAGAGAUUUAAGACUAGAACACUUGUCUAGAUUGAAGCAUAUAUUGAACUGCUCCAGUCGUCAACAUGUGCAACUCUGCAACCUAACAUAUUUGUAUGUCAAUUCAUGUGGCAAACUGAAAUAUGUCUUCCAACCUUCCAUAGCUCAAGCUCUUCAUCAACUUGAAGAGCUUUUUGUAUAUAACUGUGAAGAAGUGGAGGAAAUUGUUGCUGCGAAGCAAAACGAAAGUGUUCAAAAGUCUCAAAGUGCUCAGCCUUGUAAGUCUUCCAAACCUAAGUGGUUUCUGCACAGGAGGAGACGACUUUCCUUUUGA